AUGGCGAAUUACAGCUCACAAUUUAUCCCCAACUUUGUCACAAUCACGGAACCAUUACGGCAACUCACCCACAAAGGAACACCUUUUAUAUGGACUCAGGAACAAGACCAUGCGUAUAAUACACUGCGAAAGGCUUUAAUUAACAGUCCUGUGAUGAGUUACUUCGAUGUCAACAAAGCCACUGAAGUGACAGUGGAUGCGAGUCUAGUGGGGCUGUCCGAUCAGCGAUCUUAUCUAAGCGUGAUUCACCUUCAUCACCCCCAAACAUAGUCGCUUAUGCUAGUCGUGCUCUCACCUCUACCGAGCGACGCUAUUCGCAAACUGAAACUGAGGAAGCGCUGGUGGGUAUUGAGUAUUUCCAUUUGUAUCUGUAUGGUGCAACCUUCACUCUGUAUACCGACCACAAAGCCCUCGAAGUCAUCUUUGGGAACCCAAUUUCAAAACCACCAGCCCGAAUAGAACGUUGGUUUCUACGCCUCCAGCAAUAUAAAUUUCGGGUCGUUUAUAAAUCAGGCAGUACAAAUCCGGCAGACUACUUGUCUCGCCAUCCCCCUGAUAGUAAACAAAAACAAACGAACAUUGCAGACAAGUACGUACAUUUCGUAACACACACAGAAGUCCUCCCCGCACUUACAGUGGACGAUGUUCGCAAAGCAACCAGCAAAGAUACAUUACUUGGUUUGAUACGUACAGCAAUCCAGACGGGACAGUGGUCCAGUAGUGAACUGAAACAGUUCAAGCCCAUCAAAGAUGAACUAUCUAUUGACUACACCAACAAUGUGGUGCUUCGGGGCACCAGACUUGUAAUCCCUUCAUCAUUGGUUCAAGGGCACCAAGGGCAGGUCAGAACAAAGGCGUUGAUACGGGAACACGUUUGUUUCCCAGAAAUGGACAAAAAAGUUCGUGCAGAACUUGAAAAGUGCCUCGCUUGUCAAGCCACUGGGCAACCAAGUCAACCAGAACCCCUUCGGUCCACCCCGCUACCUAACAAAGCAUGGGACAAACUCAAGAUUGAUUUAUAUGGCCCAUUACCGACUCGCCAGUAUAUUUUGGUGAUACUGGAUUGCUAUUCACGAUUUCCGGAAGUAGAAGUGUUGUCUUCGAUCUCUGCCAAGACUGUAAUCCCGGAACUCGAUGCAGCUUUUCCCCAGCAUGGUGUCCCUUCGCAGGUUGUUUCAGACAAUGGGCCACCUUUCCAACAAGGACAUGAAUUCAACAGAUACAUGACAUAA
Molecule: messenger RNA, 1232 nt
Organism: Paramuricea clavata
Lineage: Eukaryota; Metazoa; Cnidaria; Anthozoa; Malacalcyonacea; Plexauridae
Source: the annotation of a GenBank genome assembly